CAAGGCAGCGAGCCCGAGCCGGCUUUUCUACUGUUUGUGCCCGUGGUCGGCGUGGAGUGGAUGUGCGUCGGUCUGCUCCGCGUCCCUUUGCCCAAUUUGACUCGAAAUCGCUGGUUUCUCGCGCUGGCUUCCCACCGCGCGUGUGCUUGAGUGGAGUGUGUGUGUGUGUGUGUGCGUGUCGUGUUGCCGCGGUGUGAUCCUUCCUCCAGCGCCGCAGUGAGCGCUCCAGAGUCGCUUCGGCAAAGUGACAGGUGAUCUCCCAGUGCCGUGCCCGUGUGUUACUUUCCCCCCGUGUCAUGCGUAAUCAGUGUCGAAGUGCGCGUGUGUGAGUGACGUGCCAACCAUGGGGGCUCAUUUGGAUUACCCUUCCGUGCAUCGUCCUGCCCUGGAUGCGCCGGGCGACCUAGCGGCCAGCAUGGCGAUGAUGGCGAUGGUGGCGGGCCCGCAGUAGGCUCGAGGCCGCCGCCAUGCCGCCCUCCAGGGACUCGGUGGCCAUCACGUCCACCAAGGGCCUGCUCAACGGGCCCGGCCAGAACAACUGCUUCCUGAACAGCGCCGUCCAGGUCCUUUGGCACUUGGACAUUUUCCGACGAAGCUUCCGAGAACUCAGCGGCCAUGCCUGUAUGCAAGAAUCGUGUAUCUUCUGCGCGCUCAAGGAGCUGUUCGCGCAGCUGCAGUUCUCCCAGGAGGCCGCCCUGCCGCCCGACGCGCUGCGCCGCGCCCUGGCGGAGUCCUUCUUCGACCAGCAGCGGUUCCAGCUCGGCUUCAUGGACGAUGCCGCCGAGUGUUUUGAGAACAUCCUGCUGCGCAUUCACUUCCACAUCGCGUCCGCCGAGGCGGAGGACAUGUGCUCGGCGCGGCACUGCAUCCCGCACCAGAAGUUCGCCAUGACCCUCGUGGAGCAGAGCGUCUGCGGCGCGUGCGGCGCCACCAGCGAGCCCCUGCCCUUCACGCAGAUGGUGCACUACGUGUCUGCCUCGGCGCUGACGGCGCAGGCGCGCCAGAGCGCCGCGCCCAGCCACCCGGACCUCUUCGGCCAGCUGCUCAACAAGGCCGGAGGCAUGGGGGACAUCCGCGACUGCCCGUCGGCUUGCGGCGCCAAGAUCCAAAUCUGCCGCACGCUGAUGAACCGGCCCGAGAUCGUGUCGGUGGGCGUGGUCUGGGACUCGGAGCGGCCCACCCUGGACCACAUCAUGUCCGUGUUCGCGACGGUGGGCACGACGCUGCGCCUCGCCGACGUGUUCCACAGUGUGGUGGACGCGCGCUGGGCCUCGGCCACCACGCACAACCUCGUCGGCGUGGUCACGUACUACGGCAAGCACUACUCGACCUUCUUCUUCCACACCAAGCUGCGCGUCUGGAUCUACUUCGACGACGCGACGGUGCGCGAGGUCGGCCCCCGCUGGGACCAGGUGGUGGACAAGUGCCGGCGCGGCCGGUACCAGCCGCUGCUGCUGCUGUACGCCGCGCCCAACGGCAGCCCCGUGAGCGCCGAGGGCGCCCCCAAGACCAUCACCCCCGUGCCCCUGGGCGUGCACGUGGGGCCCAGCUCCAACGGGCCGCCGCCCACCUGGAACCUGUCGCUGCCGGGCUCGCGAGAGAAGACGGCCGCGCAGAUGUUCCGCCGGUCCGUGACGCCCAACCCGGACAAGGGGCUGCACCUCAACGGCCUGCCCAACGGGCUGCCCAACGGACUGCCCAACGGACUGCCCAACGGACAUCAAAACGGACUUCCCAACGGACUUCCCAACGGCCUCCGCCGCGCCGUCACUCCCAACGGGCAGCCCAACGAGUACCAGAACCUGAGCGACAUGCAGGCCAUCAUCUUCGGUCAGAAGCAGCAGCAGAACCAAUCGGUGGACUGCGUGGACGGCACGGAGCCCGGCUACAUCAGCCGCAAGGCGGUGGAGAGCGUGCUGAGCUACCAGCAGCAGCAGCCGUGCGGCAACUCGGCCAUGGAGCAGCUCGCCGCCAUGCAGGAGCAGGCGCUGGGCAUGCGCUCCAUGGGCUCCAUGGGCUCCAUGGGCUCCAUGGGCUACAACUCGCUGACCCGCGCGUCGCCCACCACCGGACUCAGCCGCAGAGAGUCCGUCCCGGACAUGGUGACCCUGAAGCGCCACGACUCGACUAGCAGCUCCGGCGGCGUGGACCGCGACGGGCGCGACGGCGUGCCCAUGCGGCCCGGCAUGAACCAGGACAUGAACGUCCCGGACCACCUCAACAUCCCGCGGCGCAGGGACUCGGGCAACUGGAGCGGCGACCGCAACAGCGCGUCGUCGUCGUCGUCCACGUCCAUGGAGAACCCCUACCUGUACCUGGUGGGCAAGAUGCGGCAGGGCGGCCAGGGCGGCCAGGGCGCGCACCCGAACGGCGUGCCGCGCAGCCCCACCAGCAUCAAGCCCGGCGAGCUGAGCAGCUCCAGCAGCGGCUGCGGCAGCGGCGGGCCCUGCGACCCCGGCUACGACAGCUACUCGCUGUCCUCCACCGACAGCCUGCCCCUCCAGCUCGGGCUCCGGCACAACCUCCAGCUGGCCCAGAUCCCGGAGGGGCACUCGCCGUCGCCGGGCCAGGGCCUCGGACAGGGCCAGGCGCUCAGCGGCGACGACUGCGAGAAGCUGUGCCGCGAGGCGGACCAGCUCCUGGAGAAGUCGCGUGCCACCGAGGAGGCCCACGACCUGACGACGGCCCUGGUGCUGUGCCAGGCCGCCGUGGGCAAGGCGCGCCAGGCCAUGGACGCGCCCUACCACUCGCCGCAUACGCUCAGCGCGGCCAGGAUCAAGCACAACACGUGCGUGAUGCGCGUCCGCAGCCUGCACCGCCGCAUCGCGCAGGAGACGCAGCAGCUCGGCGUCGCUCCCCGCGGCAACCACUCGCGGCAGAACAGCCGCGACAAGACGCAGAACAGCCACUCGCGGCAGGGCAGCAAGGACGGCUCGUACAGCCACAGCCGGCAGGGCAGCCGGGAGCUGCUGGUGGCGCCGCAGCAGCCGCAGCCGCAGCAGGGCGACAAGCCGGCCAGCAAGACCAUCCAGCUGUACGGCACACUGCCCAAGAGCAAGGGCGGCUCGGCUGCGGGCCGCGCGGCCGCCGCGGUGUCCAGCCCCUCGCCCAAGACCAAGCAGCAGCAGCCGCAGCGCGUGUUCGAGGACGAGGAGUACCUCUACGACCGGCCGGGGCGGUCGCCGCGCUCCGCCGUGCAGGGGGGCCGGCAGCGCGACGCCAAGGAGAAGCGCGCGCGCAGCGAGGAGCGCUCCAAGCACACCGCCUCGCUGCUCAGCCCCAAGGAGGUGAAGGAGGCCAAGAAGGAGGAGAAGAAGGACGACAAGAAGGACAAGGAGGACAAGAAGAAGCAGCACAAGAUCAGGCGCAAGCUGCUGAUGGGCGGGCUGAUCCGGCGCAAGAACAGGAGCAUGCCGGACCUGCGCGACGGCGAGGACGAGGUGCCGGUCCAGACGCCCAGCAAGCCGGCCAAGCCCGCCAAGCGCAGCCUGGACGAGUCGGCCAUCGCCGCGCUCGCCGCCAGCGCCGCGGGCUCCGGGUACCUGUCCGAGGGCCACCUGGAGUUCAGCGGCAGCGCCCCGAACAGCAGCAACCCCAACCUGGAGCGCAGCCGGCUCAUGAGAAAGAGCUUCCACGGCAGCGCGGCCGGCGGCCCCGGCAAGGCCCUGACGGCCGCCAAGGUGCCGCCGCCGCCGCCGCUGCGCACCACGUCCCAGCUGACGGGCAACGGCGCAGGCCGGCCGCCCGCACCGCUGCCCCAGGACGCCGCGGGCCCCACGCCCUUCCACCCGGCCUUCAGGCCCUCCGCCAGCACCAUGGGCUACGAGCCCGCGCAGUACGCCAACGGCGGCUUCCUGCUGGACGCGGAGCGCGACCGCGAGCGCGACAUGGCGCAGAGCCCCGACCAGGGCCGCACCAUGCUGGUGACGUGCGCGCAGGUGCACCAGGAGCCCUCCUUCUUCAAGUUCCCCCCGGACGCGCGGCAGGACGCGGCGCCGUGCUCGCCGCAGCCGCCGCCAGAGCCCGCCGCGGACCCCCCGCACGCCCCGCACGCCCCGCAGCCCGAGCAAGAGCUGGCCGACCUGCCGCCCUACCCCAGCCACAGCCCCAUGGGCUCCGUGUGCCACUCCAGGCAGCCCAGCGAGGAGUUCCCGCCGCCGCCGUCGCUGCUCGACCUCUCCCAGCUGCAGCAGGACCUGGAGGCCGCCAAGGACGCCAACAAGGACGCCGUGCCCGGCGGCCUGCUCGCCCAGCUGCAGCAGAAGCGGCAGGAGAUGAUGUCCGAGGCCCGCAGCUCGGCGGAGGUGGAGGCCGAGCGCGCCGCCACCAGGACGGGCAGCUGCGGCAGCGGCGACACGUGGCUCCGGGAGCUGCAGGCCACACUCAAGCUCAAGCGGACGCAGGCCUCGCCCAGCCCCGUCACCACCAGCGCCACCACCACCGCCACCAGGCCCAGGGUCAACUCGACGUCCUCGCUGUCCGGCCUCGACGACAUCGUGCCGGACAAGAGCAAGGCCUCCGUGCGCGACCUGGCCUCGCAGUUCGAGCAGAUCCGCGUGCAGCCCGCGUCGCCGUCGCCGCAGCUAGCGCAGCCGCAGUCGCCCAGCCCCGCCUCGCAGCAGCAGACGACGCAGCAGGCAGUGCAGCAGACGAUGCAGCAGGCAGUGCAGCAGACGAUGCAGCAAUCCAUGCAACAGACGAUGCACCAAUCCAUGCAACAGACGAUGCACCAAUCCAUGCAACAGACAAUGCAGCAAUCCAUGCAACAAACGAUGCAGCAGACGAUGCAGCAGACGAUGCAGCAGCAACCCAUGCAACAAUCAAUACAGCAGUCCAUGCAGCAGAAGGAGCAGACGCACGACGCGGACGUGCCUCCCACGACGGAGACGUACACGGGCUACAGCCUGAGGGAGAACCCGGAACGGGACCUGCUCUACGACACGGGGGUCGUGUCCGUGAAGCCGAGGCGAGACACGGACAGGGACGACAUCGGCGACACCCCGAGCAUCCUGACCAAGUCGCGGUCCAGCACCAGCCUGGCGGACGGCAAGAGGAAGAAGAAGAACGUGACCUUCUGCGACCAGGUGGUGCUGGUGGCGACGGCCGACGACGACGAGACGGACGGCUACAUCCCCAACCCCAUCCUGGAGCGCGUGCUGCGCUCCGCCUUCAAGCGCGACAAGGACAAGGACUCCGCCUGCUCUGCCCCGCCGCAGAGGGAGAUCAGGAGUCUGAAGGACGAGGCCCCCAUCGCGGACUCGGUGCAGACCAAGCAGGACAUCGAGCGCGCAGAGCAGCUGGAACUCCAGCGCCUGCAGCAGCAGCACCAGCAGAUGAUGCAGCAGAGACAGCAGCAGCUCCAAAGGCAGCAGGCGGCCGCGCAGCCGCAGCCCAGCCCUUCGCCCUUGCCGCCGAGUGCAAGCCAGUCGCAAGGGAGCCAGCAGACGCCUGCAGCCAGCCAGCAGGGCGCUCCCCCGGGCGCCCCGCACCAGACGCCGUCGCCCAGUGCCCAAGGCCCUCAAGGCCCGCAAGGCUACCAGCAAGCCCAGCCCGGGUUCCCGAGGCCGGGGCCGACCGGGGUGUACCAGCAGCCGCCGUACCAUGCGGCCCACGCCGUGCAGCUGGGGCAGAAGAUGUACGCCACGCAGCCCAACCCCGCCGGCAGGCCGACCUCACUGCAAGCCGGCCCUGCCCAGCAGUACACCACCCAGAGUCCUACCGGCCCUCAGCCCAGCGGGCCCUUCCACCACGGCCCACCCGGCGGACAGCCCAACGGGCAGCCAAAGGGACAUCCCAGCGGCCUGCCCAACGGCCUGCCUAACGGUCACCCCAACGGUCUGCCUAGUGGUCACCCCAACGGCCUACCUAAUGGUCACCACAACGGACACCCGAACGGUCCAUCCAAUGGUCACCCGAACGGACACCCGAAUGGACACCCGAACGGUCUACCCAAUGGUCACCCGAACGGGCACCCGAAUGGUCUACCCAACGGUCACCCGAACGUCCACCCGAACGGUCAGCCCAAGAUGAACGCCCCCGCCUACCAGCACCAGCCGCGGCCUGGCCCCUCCCCGGGACCGACGUCCGCCCCCACCGCCAAGCCCGGCCCACCCUACCAAGGGUCGCCGGCCUACCAGCCACCCCCGCAGUACCAGCCGCCGCCGCAGCAACCCCAACAGCAGCAGCAGUACCACAACGGCAGCGCUCCGUACCAACAGAGUCCGUACCAGGCCGUGCCGCAGAGCCCCUACCAGCCUGUGCCCCAGAGCCCCUACCAGCCGGUGCCGCAGAGCCCCUACCAGCCCCUGCCGCAGCAGCAACAGCAGCCAGCGCCCGGACCCUACCAGCACGUCCCACAGGGGCCGUACCAGCCCGUCCCUCAGAGCCAGGGGAACCAGGGGCAGAACCAGGGCGCGUACAAUCACCCCCCUGCGCACGCCACCAACUACCAGCCCGUGCCGCAGCAGCAGGGCCCCCAGUCCGGUCCCUACCCACCGCAAGGGUACACCCCCCAGGGGUACGCUCCUCAGGGCCCCCCGCAGGGCUACGGCCCUCCGCAGGGCGGCGCGCCGCAGGGCCAGCAGGGCCCGCAGGGCUACGCCAAGGGCAACAACUACUACCACCCGAGGCCCAGCCCCGGGGACGGCCCUGAGCAGCACCCCGUGUACAACUACCCGCCUGGCCCCAACGGCCCCAAUGGGCCCAACGGGCCUGGAGGCCCCAGCGGCCCCAACGGCCCCAGCCAGCCCCAGGCCGGCGUGUACCAACGGGCACCGAACUCCUUCCCCCAGCGGCCCAACGGCGCCGUCCCCAACGGCCACCCGGUCGCGCCGCCCAGUGGACACCCUAGCGGACCAAGCAACGGCCAUAGUAAUGCUUCUCCGUGCCAUCUGUGUAGAAAAAAGGUGGUCGCCCCGCCAGCCAUCUACUGCCCCGACUGUGAUUUUUACAUGUCCCGAUUCAAGCCCAAGGACUAGGGAGAGCGGGAAAGUAUUGUACUGUAUGUAGAAAGUAAGCAGCAGGGACUUCAACUCGAAGCAGCAUGUCUUGCCGUACACAAUAUGGGGGCAUGUGGAGAGCUUUGAGUUGGAGUCUCUGCUCGAAAAAAUUUAUUGGAUUACAUUCCGUCCUGUUAAGACUCAAUGUGAUCAAAGUAUAAAGUACAAGUUAAAAUUAAGUUGCCUUCAACGAGAUUAUAUACUCAUGUACUUUUUGAGAGAGUACUUAGAUAUUUAAUAACAAAUGAACUUAUUGUGAUGUCAGAAAUUAUGUUUUUUAAAUGGAUGAUGAUUAUUGAUGUGUAACUCAAACAUGCCAGUAUUUAUUUUGUUAUGUUGACAAAUUUUUAUAUUAUACCUAUAGUGCUUUGUACGUACUGUAUUCUUACUGUAAUGUUAAAAAGAAUCAUGAAUUCCUUGAGAGAAGUGUUGUACUCCUGGGAUCUGUUCCUGACAGCUGACAUCUUAUGUAUUUUAUUUAAAUUGUGUAAAAAUAUUCUGUAAAAAUUGUAUGUUUUUAAGACAGUUCUUUUUAUACAUUUUGAUCUUUAACAUUGAUCUCAAGACAUCUGGCCAGUAAGUUUUAUUAUGUGUUUGUAUGAUUCUUCACAAACUGUUAAUAUUAGUAAUAAGUAUUUUUCAUGGUUGUGAAAAUAAGCUGUGCUUCGUUUUAGAAGUGCUUAUAGGACAAGCAAAAGAAAUACAUUCUAUUUAAAAUUAA
Molecule: messenger RNA, 7719 nt
Organism: Thrips palmi
Lineage: Eukaryota; Metazoa; Arthropoda; Insecta; Thysanoptera; Thripidae
Gene: ec
Exons: 11
Coding region: 468-6977 (2169 amino acids)
Biological process (GO): protein deubiquitination
Molecular function (GO): cysteine-type deubiquitinase activity
Source: RefSeq, a predicted model, not a curated record